UUCAGUCCACAUUGACCAUGAAAACGGUACUGAUUGCUAUUUUCUGCGUUGCGCUGUCUAGCGCAGAAAAAAGGAAAAAGCCAUUAUGCGAGAUGUGCGAAGAGGUGGUUAAAACAAUGGACAAAUUGUUGAAAAAAGGCGAGGAUCUGGAGAAGGCCAUGAAAAAAUAUUGCGACACCGAUUGUCCUGAUUAUUUGAAACAAUACUGCCUGAAGAUCGAUAAAAAGCUCAAAUACCUAAUUCAAAAACUGGAGGAUCAUGGUACACCGGAGGAAAUCUGUACAAGCAUGCAUUUAUGCGCGGUAUGAAAGUAAUAGAUGUUGAGCAAUUGUUUCAGCGGUGUUUGAUGUUUCAGCGUUGGAGAUUUUGUGCUCAGUUUACAUUUGUUUUGUACAAUUCAAGAAUUUUUUUCCGAUAAAUCUAU
Cylicocyclus nassatus is the source of this 424-nucleotide messenger RNA. Lineage: Eukaryota; Metazoa; Nematoda; Chromadorea; Rhabditida; Strongylidae. The record is from the annotation of a GenBank genome assembly.